AGGAAAAUUUCGCCUUUUGUCCAAACGUCGUCAACUCUUGAUCCAAAGUGCGUUGCAAUCAUCUAAUCAGUAUUCUUUCUCCAGAUUCAUCGAAGCCUCAUGCUAGGUUGCCUUGGAUCACCUACUCACUAGUUUUUCAUGAUAAGACAAUAGAAUGAGUUACACCGUUGAAUCAUCGCGCGAUCCUCAAGCGUUUCUUCUCAGACCCGAGAGUCAUUCGCACCAUGCGACCGUCGAGACGAGUGGCCUUUCCUAUUUUUUUCCAAUCAUCGAGGCUUGAACAUCAAUCAGACUUCAUUAUGUCUAGCACCCAUAAAUGGGGGUUAAGUUGAUUGAAUUGGCUACCCCCUUGAAAAUCUUUCCUUCCAUGUUCACAGUGCUCUCUCGUCCCAUCCGUACACCAACACUCACUUUGUUCAAAGAGCAAUGGCCACCUCAAGGACUCCUGACUUCAACAAGCCGCUUUACGCUCCUCUGGCAGAGAGACGUAGAAGUUGACGAGCAGGGCUACGAUGGAAGCAAAUGGUUCGAUCCUCACUAACAAGCACUCCGAGGGUCUUCCUGCCGCUCGGUACUAUGGUGGCAACGAGUACGUCGAUGAACUGGAAGUUUUGUGCCAGAAAGGUGCCCUUCGGGCCUUCCACCUGGAGCCUUCACAGUGGGAUGUCAACGUCCAGCCUUAUUCCGGCAGUACUGCCAAAUAGGCGCAAAGUAUUCCUCGACGUUGUCAUAAUACCUGACCUUUUGAUCAUAGCUUCGCUGCCCUCCAUCCUCAGGACCGUUUCAUAGGUCCCGGUCUAUCUACCUGAUGGUGGCCAUUUGACCCACGGUUACUACGUAUAUCUGUCCAAAAUCAUGCACACAUAUCCGUAACUGACUUGACGUUCGACAGACGACCAAAAAGAAGAUGACUGCGUCUUCAAUCUAUUUUCAAUCCCUCCCUUCCCUUACGGCCUCGACCCUGCGACCCGGCUUAUUGACUACAAUGGUAUCAAGUCGUCAGCUAAGAUCUAUAAGCCCCGUCUCAUCAUCAUCUGUGGUGCUUCCGCUUACCCCCGUGACAGGGACUGCAAAACUCUCCACGCAAUGGCCGAUGAGCGUGGUGCCUACUUAAUGGCAGACAUUGCUCAUAUCAGUGGUCUCGUUGCUGCUGGUGAACAGCCAAAUCCCUUCGAAUACUGCGAUGUUGUCACCACCACUACUCACAAGACCCUUCGUGAUCCUCGUGCCAGUUUGACCUUGAAGGUUAGUGAGAACGCUAAGGAUUUCCGAAAAGCGUGUCAACGACGCUGUCUUCUCUGCUUGCCAGGGGGGAUCCCCACAACAACAUAUGUGUUCACUUUCGAUAACAUCUGUCACCACAUGUUGAGGUUUUUUUUUCUUUUAGAUUAUUGCUGGUAUCGCUACUGCUCUUCUCCAGACAAGUCGGCCAACAUGGAAAGCGUGUACCAAGCAGGUCAUCGCCAAUUCUCGGUAAGGGUGGGUACUGACAACCGUCUUGUUGUCUGGAAUCUCCGACCCCUCGGUUUGACCUGUAGCAAGUUCGAGAAUCUUUGUGACCUUGUCGGUAUCACAAUCAACAAAAACGCUGUUUCUGGUAACGCUUCCGCUCAAGUUUCCGGUGAUAUCCGUCUCGGUACAUCGGCCUCGACUUCUCAUGACAUGCUUGAGGCCGACAUGAGGAUUGUCGCUGACUUCCUCCUCCGCACCGUUCAACUAACUUGCCCUUGUUUUCCAAAAGGAAGCUGGCAGUAAGCUGCUCAAGGACUUCGUCCGUGUCGCUACUGUUGAACAGGAGGGCAAGGAGGGUGCUCAAAAGGUGAAGCAGCUCCGUCGUGAUGUCCGUGAAUUCGCUCGACGAUGGCCACUUCCUGGCAUUGAGGAGGACGAGUAAGCAUCGCGCGUGUCGUCCAUUUUACACCGGAUGUUAUAGGGGUGUGGUUCACUCAUUGUGAUGCUUUUUUCUUUCGUUUCGGUGGCUUUGGAAGGGGUUACACCCCUUUUUCGUUCUGGUGGAGUAGAGUGACUCAACGUCCUAGUUUCAACCAUUCAACUGUGCUCUUCGUAGAUGUAAAUUUAGUCGUACAUUCAACGUAGUCUGGCCCUAGCCCGGAUGUCUAACGUUGUAACAGCCAUCUAGAGCCGUAUCAUUUAGUCUGUAUUCAUAGCCAGCAUACUCAUGGUGUUCAACCAGAAAUUGCGAGAUUUCCAUUGGAUU
Messenger RNA from Somion occarium, 2218 nucleotides. The record is from the annotation of a GenBank genome assembly. Lineage: Eukaryota; Fungi; Basidiomycota; Agaricomycetes; Polyporales; Cerrenaceae.